Molecule: messenger RNA, 4579 nt
Organism: Misgurnus anguillicaudatus (oriental weatherfish)
Lineage: Eukaryota; Metazoa; Chordata; Actinopteri; Cypriniformes; Cobitidae
Product: retrovirus-related Pol polyprotein from transposon 412
Biological process (GO): DNA integration
Molecular function (GO): nucleic acid binding
Source: RefSeq, a predicted model, not a curated record
UUACAGAAAAGCUUAAUUCCAUUUCUGACGUCUUUGCAACAAAUGAUCUUGAUUAUGGACAUACCACAGCAGUUAAGCACAAAAUUCGACUUUUUGACCCAACCCCUUUUAAACAACGGGUGAGACCUAUCCAUCCUUCUGAUUAUGAGGCUGUUAGAUUACAUUUACAGGAACUCAAAGAUGCAAACAUCAUUCGGGAGUCUGAGAGUCCAUUCGCCUCACCCAUAGUGGUGGUAAAAAAGAAAAAUGGGUCCAUCCGCCUCUGUGUAGAUUAUCGGAAGUUGAAUAAUCAAACAAUAAAGGAUGCCUAUGCACUGCCCAACAUUGAAGAGACGUUCUCCGCCUUAACAGGAUCUAAAUGGUUUUCAGUUAUGGACUUGAAAUCUGGGUAUUAUCAAGUCGAGGUAGAAGAGGAGGACAAACAUAAGACAGCAUUUGUGACACCAAUGGGUUUCUGGGAAUUUAACAGAUUGCCACAAGGGGUCACAAAUGCACCCAGCACUUUCCAACGUGUCAUGGAAAAAUGUGUGGGCAGCCUGCACCUGAAAGAAGUUCUUGUCUUUCUUGACGAUCUAAUUGUUUUCUCAAACAGUCUGGAGGAACAUGAAGAACGCCUCAUGAGAGUCUUAAACAGAUUAAAAGAGUUCGGUCUUAAGCUUUCUCCUGAUAAGUGUCAUUUCUUCAUGAAAUCAGUGAAGUAUCUUGGCCACAUUGUUUCGGAAAACGGUGUGGAGACUGACCCAGAUAAAAUCUCGGCACUUACUACCUGGCCGAAACCCACUAACAUCCGUGAACUGAAAUCAUUCUUAGGAUUCACUGGGUAUUAUCGGAGAUUUGUCCGGGACUACUCAAGGAUUGCAAAGCCUCUAAAUGCACUUACGGCUGGUUAUUGUCCACACCGGAAGAAAAAAGAUUCCAGAUCUCCCUCCAACAUUGACUUUAAGAAGCCUUUUGGUAGCAGGUGGACACCAGAGUGUGAUGUUUCUUUUCAGACUUUAAUUGAGAAGCUCACCAGCGCUCCAGUGUUAGGGUUUGCAAAUCCUAAGUUGCCGUACAUCCUUCACACAGAUGCCAGCCUGCAAGGCCUGGGAGCUGCCUUAUAUCAGGAGCAAGAAGGCCAUCUGAGGGUUAUCGCAUUUGCCAGCAGGGGGCUAUCAAAUUGUGAGAAACGUUAUCCCACCCACAAGCUGGAAUUUUUAGCCUUAAAGUGGGCCAUAACUGAAAAAUUCUAUGAUUACUUGUAUGGAGUGGAGUUUGUUGUCAUGACAGAUAAUAACCCACUGACGUAUAUAUUGACAUCAGCCAAGCUCGAUGCUGCUGGACACCGUUGGCUUGCUUCUUUAUCAAAUUUCAAUUUCAGCCUUCAAUAUAGAGCAGGAAAGAAAAACCUGGAUGCCGAUGGCCUGUCCCGUCGACCACACCCUCAAUCAAAUGCAGAUUUCAGUUGUGAAGCUGAAGAUGACCGUGUUUCUCAAUUCCUUGCUCAGUUUAUGAGAGAAGGGAAUGGAACCUCAUUUCCAAGUGAAGCAGUGAAAGCCAUUGGCAGGAGACAUCAGUUGCAUGAGCUUGAAAGGGAGGAAGGAGAAGGAGAUCCGAUACUUACUGCUGUGGAGUGUUUGGCCAUGAAUGCUGAUGCCAUUCCAACUGAGUUUGUGCAGGCAGAUUUACUUCCUGGGUCGAGCACUCUCCCCAUGAUGUCACCGCAAGAGUGGAUUGCUGAACAGUCACAGGAUCCUAUGAUAAGCAGAGUGAUUGAACUUUUAAAAACUGGCAAACAACUCUCUUACCGCGUCAGACGUAGAGAACCCAGAGAAGUGCAGUUGAUGCUCAGAGUUAUGGACCAAUACACCUUCAUAGAUGGAGUACUAUACAGGAAACGUACUGACCGAGGAAAUCAGUUCCAUCAACUUGUCCUUCCACAGAAGUUCAGAGAAAUUGCACUGGAAGCCCUGCAUGAUUCAGUAGGUCAUAUGGGAGGAGAGCGUACUUUGGAUCUGGUCCGCACCCGCUUUUACUGGCCAAGGAUGUUUCUAGAUGUGGAACACAAAGUCAAUACAUGUGAAAGGUGCAUCAGGAGAAAAGCCAAAGCCCAAAGAGCAUUCCCUUUAGUUAAUAUAGAGACCAGCAGACCUCUAGAACUUGUCUGUAUGGACUAUCUCUCUCUCGAACCAGAUGGCCGUGGUACAAAGAACAUCCUCGUCAUCACGGACCAUUUUACUAAAUAUGCAGUGGCAGUCCCAACAUCUGACCAAAAAGCCAAAACCGUGGCUAAAACUCUGUGGAAUAACUUCUUUGUACACUACGGGAUCCCAGAACGUUUGCACAGCGAUCAAGGACGUGAUUUUGAAUCGGCUGUAAUAAAAGAUCUUUGUCUCUUGUUAGGGAUAAAGAAGACGCGAACUACUCCUUACCACCCGCGUGGAAAUCCCGUAGAGCGGUUCAACCGCACACUGCUUCAAAUGCUUGGAACCCUUCAAGAGGAAGAUAAAGUGAGAUGGCGUGAUCAUGUUCAACCGCUGGUACACGCCUAUAACUGUACCAAGAAUGACACAACUGGUUUCUCUCCUUACCAGUUAAUGUUUGGGAGACAGCCAAGCCUUCCCAUUGAUGUGGCUUUUGGUAUUCAACCAGAAGGAGGAAAGAAAGUUACUUUCAAUGAGUACAUCAAGAAGCUGCAGGAAAGUUUACAGGAAAGUUACAAGGUUGCUGUUGAGCACAGUAAGAAAACAGCCCUUCGUAACAAAGAGAGGUAUGACCUGAAAGUAAGAGAAUCUACCUUGCAUGCAGGCGACCGUGUCCUUGUGAAAAAUGUGGGCAUAAGAGGAAAACAUAAGCUUGCUGACAAAUGGAGUAAUACAGUCUAUCAAGUGGUCAAGCAGAUAAAUGAUUCCCCUGUUUAUGUAUUAAAGCCUUUUUCCGCAAAUGGUCCUGAAAGAACUCUUCACCGAGAUUUGCUUUUGCCCUGCGGAUUUUUGACUUCCUAAAAUUCAUCAGAUGAAAUUGACAAACCUGAGAGUGAGGAAAGGAUCCCUUGUCCUGGAGAGACAUUUGAAAUGAUUGAAUCUGACUUUCCAGAUGAAACUGUCCAAGAAUCAGUCCUAGACCAUGAUGCAGCAUAUGUAGAUUAUUAUUACCCCCAAGCCACACCAGACCCACCAUAUCCUACCAUUACCAUUAUUCGAGAAUUACCUUACAAAAACUCCACAGAUGAGGAUACCAGUCUGACCACACUGAACCCUAAUGCAAAGCCCUUUGAACCUUCAGAAAACAGUAAUGAUGUGUACUUACCUGAGGAAACCCUGAAAAAAAACAAUUUGUUUGAAACAAAUACGGAAAACUUACCUGUUGAGGAACUGGAUCCCAAAGUUGUGGAUGCUGAUGAUGCGUCUACUGGAGAGCUGAUCCUAAAUAGUACUGAACCUGUUGAACAGAAACAUGAUGAAACAGAAAAUAAACCAGAAAAUAGUGAAACUGUAAAUGUGGACAUUGAGGCUGAGAACAAUGAUAUACCUGUUCCAGAAGUGCCAGAACUCAGACGUUCUGCAAGACAUAGGGAACCACCUGACAGAUUAAACUAUAAGUCAUUAGGAAGUCCCUUAGUGCUAGUCAUGCAUUCCCUACUAAGUGGGUUAGACAAAGCAUUUUCUCAGGCCCUUGAACCAAAUGAUUUCCCUGAGCUUAGGUUGUUUGCUCCUGAUAAAUCAAUUAUUAUGUAGAUAGACUACAUGCGAGGACGCAUGCAGGUUCAGGAGGGGAGGAUGUAACCCCUUUAAAUUGAACACUACUUUCAUGUGUAAUUUAAUUUGUGAAACAUUUUUGAUUUGUACAUUUUGAAAGAGACUCAUGUAAUUGGUGCAGUACCAUUCCAGCCCACUAGAGGGCAGUUGACUUAAGUGUAUUGAGUGAACUGGCUGCUUUUAGUUCAGAUGAAGAAGCCAGCUGGACAUGCAUCCAUGAGGUCGGAGUGAUGUUCCAGAAAAAAUCACUUAAUCUUAAUAUUUUUUAUGUUAAAAUGUGUUAAUUCUCUACUUAAUGAUGUUAUAAAUCAUUCAGGUUGGAGAUGCAUCCCAGAUCUGAUAAAAGAUUUGAUUUUUUCGGUUGAUUUACCGUGUUUCUUUAUGAGAACUCUGAUUGGGUUUUAUGAGUGGAUUUUGAUUCUGCAUCGUGACCUACUUUUGAUUGGCGAGCCAGAGCCCUUUUUGAUCUACACACGUGGAGUGAACCCACGCCCCCUUGUGGAUUUACGGGAUAUAACAGCUAAGCUGUGAUCUCACACACUUUGUACACACUACCCGGGUAGAAAAAUUUACAAAAAGGCCUUUACACACAUUCACAUUGAGAACUGUUUCAACACACAUGGAUAUCUGAGGACCGUAUAUAUACACAGGAUACAAGAGACUUGGGGACAUUUAAUUUUAUUUUUAUUUCCUCUUUAUUCUAUCUUGAGCUCAAUAUCAAGCACUUUCUCCCACCCUUAAUUGUGGUAUUAAGAGUAUCUGUUUAAAUUGUGGGAAUAGUUAUUUCCAAAGUUUUUUCUGAAUUUUCAAUUAAAAUGCCGGCUGUUAAAUUUCAUUUAUAA